CAAAUGCACUAUUGCUUCGUACACUGAAGAAGUUAAAAACCGCUGAAGAUAAAAUUCAAAUCUUAGAACAUGAAAGGCAGGCACUGCAAGAAGAAACUGAGGUUCUUCGGAAUAACAAAAGGGGCAUUUUAAAGGAAUGUGCAAGUCAGGAGAAAACAAUAACGACACUGGAGAAGGAGAGGCAGCGCUUAAGAGACAGAAUUGAGGAACUUGAAAACGAGGUUGAAGAACUGAAAAAGGAAGUGCUAGAUCUAGAAGGAUAUAUGUCGAAAAUAAAGGCGAUUGAAUGUGGAAGUGAUGAAGCAGGAAUAAUGAGUUUGACAGAUACAUUACACACAAGACAGUUUGAAAAGGAGAACGCUGAUUUAGUGGAGAAAACGAAAACUCUGACAAAAGAAAAUGAAAGCUUCAAAACAGAGUGUAAGCAACUACGGUAGGAGGGUGAACAAUUAAAAAGCAUCCUUAAGAUUUUCCAAGAAACUCGGAUUGAAAGCGAUAACGCUUUACUAAGUCGCUUUUCAAUGCAAAAGGAAUGCAAAAGUCCCGAUAAAACAAUGUUGAUAAUUGAAAUGGAUAAACAGCAAUUAAGAGACAAAAUUGUACAGCUGGAAAUUGAAGUUAAAUCACUAAGAGAGAUAGUGAUAAACCUUGAAGAAAAGAUGUCAACGAUAAACGCUGUUGAAUGUGAACUUGAUGAAACAGACAGAAUGAGUUUAACAGUUGGUACAAUGCACAACAGGCAACUUGAACAAGAGAACGCAGAUUUAAUGGAAAGAACGACAACUCUGACAAAGGAAAAUCAAUGCUUUAAAAAAGAGACUAAGCAACUAGAGGAGGAACGUGAACAUUUUGAAAGCAUCAUAAACAUUUUUCAACAAACUGGAAUGGAAAGCGAUAAAGCUUUACUCAGUCGCAUUUUAAAGGGAUGUAAAACUCACGAGAAAACGUUAUCGAUAUUGGAGAAGGAGAGGCAACGGUUAAGACACACAAUUGUAGAGCUUGAGAAUGAGGUUGAAGAUCUGAACGAAGAAAUUUUAGACCUUACAGAAAAUGAGUCGACGAUAGAGGCAGCCAAAUGUGCCAAUAACACAGCAGAAAAAAUGAGUUUGACAUAUGAAACAAUACACAACAGGCGACUUGAAAAAAAGAACGCAGUUUUGAAAAAGACAAUGAAAACUCUGACAAAUGAAAAUGAAAACUGCAAAAUAGAGAAUAAGAAACUACAGAAGAAACGUGAAUAUGUUAAAAGAAUCAUAAAGAUUUUCCAAGAAACUCGAAUUGAAAGUGAUACAGCCUUACUCAGGAAACACUUUACGCUUAGGGUCAAUCACAUUUUGAAUAUCUGUAUUCACAUAGAUGAAUGGAUAACCAUCGCAACGGCUUUAAAACAUGGUAUAACACUUGAUAGGUCGACAGCUUUUGCACAGCAGGGGAUAUACCGGAUACCAUUUGUUACUAGUUGUUGUUUGCUCUAAUCGUGAACGUUUUUCAUGUGUUCAGUUAUGAGUAGCGA
Messenger RNA from Mya arenaria, 1513 nucleotides. Its product is annotated as calcium-binding and coiled-coil domain-containing protein 2-like. Lineage: Eukaryota; Metazoa; Mollusca; Bivalvia; Myida; Myidae. The record is from RefSeq and is a predicted model, not a curated record. The transcript is spliced from 8 exons. The coding region runs from base 522 to 1475 and encodes 317 amino acids.